AUGUCUGACGAAAUCGUCUGGCAGAUCAUCAACCAGCAGUUCUGUGCUUUCAAACUCAAGACAACCAAGGGCAACAACUUUUGCAGAAAUGAGUACAACGUCAGCGGCUUCUGCAACAGGCAGAGCUGCCCCCUAGCCAACAGCCGUUAUGCGACCGUCAGAACCUCGCCCAAGGGCACAAUAUACCUUUACAUCAAGACCAUUGAGAGAGCCCACAUGCCCUCCAAAUGGUGGGAGAAGAUCAAGCUGUCGCAAAACUACGCCGAAGCCCUCCAGCAAAUAGAGGACCGCCUCCAAUACUUCCCCAAAUUCCUCCUCCACAAGUGCAAGCAGCGCCUCACCCGUCUCGUACAAGUCGCGACCCGCAUGCGCAAACUCGCCGCCGAGGAAGACCGUCUCGGCGAGAAGCUGGUGCCCAAGAUGGCGCCCAAGGUCAAGCACCGCGAAGAGGCCAGAGAGCGCAAGGCCCUAAUUGCCGCCAAGCUGGAGAGGACGAUCGAGAGAGAGCUGCUGGAACGUCUCAGGCAAGGAAUGUACGGCGACCAGCCCCUCAACUGCUCCGAGUCUGUCUGGAAGAAGGUGCUGCAGGGUCUUGAGAAGGAGGGCGAGGGUACCCGCGACAAGGAUCUGGAUGAGGGCAUCGAGGACGAGGAUGAGGAGGAUGAGGAGGAGGAAGAGCUCGAGGAGGAGAUCGAGGACGGCAAUGUCGAAUACGUGUCUGACUUUGAGGAGACCGACGACGAGCUCAACGAUAUCGAGGACUGGCUCGGCAGCGACGACGAGGAUGAUGCGGAGGACGACGAUGACGAGGAUGAUGAUGACGACGAUGAGGGCGACAGCGAGGAGGAUACCAAGAAGAAGACAAAGGCUGGCGACAAGAGGAAGAGAGGAAAGGUCACCAAGAUGAAGGCACGGAAAAAGAAGGAGAUCGAGGUGGAGCACGAGACGGACAGGGAGAAGUUGCUUGCUUUCUAAAAGAGGGACGUGGGAGAUUUGUUAUCGUGGUUGUUGUUGAUGUACUAGAUGAUGAUACCUUGGCAUCUGGCAGAUUGGUCACCGGUCUUGACAUUCUGUCAUGUAAUGAUUACAUGGCUCGUAGAAUAAGAGCUCUUUUCAUG
Messenger RNA from Neurospora tetrasperma FGSC 2508, 1118 nucleotides. RefSeq lists its product as uncharacterized. The transcript is spliced from 3 exons. Bases 1 to 975 code for a protein of 324 amino acids. Gene Ontology annotation, biological process: maturation of 5.8S rRNA; maturation of LSU-rRNA. The record is from RefSeq and is a predicted model, not a curated record. Gene Ontology annotation, cellular component: preribosome, large subunit precursor; nucleolus. Lineage: Eukaryota; Fungi; Ascomycota; Sordariomycetes; Sordariales; Sordariaceae.